This is a messenger RNA of Mobula hypostoma (lesser devil ray), 5084 nucleotides long. RefSeq names its product transportin 3 (gene tnpo3). The coding region runs from base 211 to 2982 and encodes 923 amino acids. Lineage: Eukaryota; Metazoa; Chordata; Chondrichthyes; Myliobatiformes; Myliobatidae. The record is from RefSeq and is a predicted model, not a curated record. Gene Ontology annotation, molecular function: small GTPase binding. Gene Ontology annotation, cellular component: cytoplasm. The transcript is spliced from 23 exons. Gene Ontology annotation, biological process: protein import into nucleus.
UCUUGUAGUGUGAGGCCGGAAUCUGGUCUGAACUCAAUGGCGGCUCUGAGACUCUGUGAGACGGUUUCAAAUUAAAGAACUGAAUUUUAAUUUUAACCGUAGCUCACCAAACGAACUAAGCGGCUCACUGCUGCAGUUCGAGCGGGUUCCAGAACUAGAGCCCCACGUACUUGGUAAAGCGGUCAGAGUGGGGCCAGAGGCCCAGGCGCCAUGGCCAUGGACAGGCCCUCGCUCACUGUCGUUUACCAGGCCGUCAAAGCGCUUUAUCACGACCCGGACCCCGCGGGCAAGGAACGCGCUUCCGUGUGGCUCGGCGAGUUCCAGAGAUCGGUAUAUGCUUGGGAGAUUGCAGACCAGCUGCUUCAGUUACAGCAGGAAGUGGAGCUGUGCUACUUCGCAGCUCAGACAAUGAAGAUGAAAAUUCAGACAUCAUUUAAUGAACUUCCCCCAGAAACACAUGCAUCUCUACGAGACUCACUACUCACCCAUAUUCAGAACUUGAAAGACGUGUCUCCUGUGAUUGUUACACAGCUUGCUCUGGCAAUUGCAGAUCUUGCCUUGCAAAUGGCUACGUGGAAAGGAUGUGUGCAAAUGCUAACUGAAAAGUAUGGCAAUGACCCCUCAUCCCUGUCCUUCUUGUUAGAAAUCUUGACUGUGCUCCCAGAGGAAGUUCACAGUCGUUCCCUUCGAAUAGGAGCCAACCGCCGCACUGAAAUCAUUGAGGACCUGGCAUACUCCUCAAGCACGGUGGUAUCGAUGCUGACAGCAUGUACAGAGAGUAGUGGCAAUGAGGAGAAGACACUGAUAAAAGUAUUCCGGUGCUUGGGCAGCUGGUUUAACCUGGGUAUUUUGGAUAGUAACUUCAUGGCAAAUAAUCGACUACUGUUAAUCCUUUUUCAAGUUUUGCAACGUGAUGAUACAUCAACAAACCUGCAUGAGGCUGCAUCAGACUGUAUCUGUUCAGCACUCUAUGCCAUUGAGAAUGUAGAGUCAGCCCUACCUUUGGCUUUGUGUCUGUUUCAGGGUGUCCUAACUCUAGAAUCUGCUUAUCAUAUGGCAGUGGCACGUGAGGAUCUUGAUAAAGUUCUGAAUUAUUGCCGUAUUUUUACUGAGUUGUCGGAAACAUUUCUGGAUGUGAUUGUACAGACCCCAGGACAAGGGCUUGGAGACCUGCGGACAUUGGAACUAUUAUUGAUCUGUGCAGGGCAUGCACAGUACGAGGUAGCAGAAAUCAGCUUUAACUUCUGGUACAGAUUGGGAGAGUACCUCUACAAAAUGAGUGAUCCAUCACGACAUGCUGUCUUUCGACCUUAUAUCCAGCGAUUGCUUCAUGCCUUGGCCCGGCACUGCCAGCUGGAACCAGAUCAUGAAGGAAUUCCAGAAGAUUCUGAUGACUUUGGAGAGUUCCGCAUGAGGGUGUCAGAUCUUGUGAAGGAUGUGAUAUUCCUGGUUGGAUCAAUGGAAUGUUUCACCCAGCUUUACUCGACAUUGAAAGACAGUGGACCUUCUUGGGAGAUCACAGAAGCUGUUCUCUUUAUCAUGGCUUCCAUAGCGAAGAGUGUGGAUCCUGACAAUAACCCUACCCUAGCUGAAGUGCUUGAGGCUGUGGUCCAGCUCCCGGACACUGUGCACAUUGCAGUCCGAUUCACUAGCAUUGAACUAGUUGGAGAACUGAACGAGGUUGUUGAUAGAAAUCCCAGAUUCUUAGAUCCGGUGUUAAAUUACUUGAUGAAAGGACUACGGGAGAAAACACUUGCCUCAGCAGCAGCCAAAGCCAUUCAGAACAUCUGCUCCUCCUGCCGUGAUCAUAUGACUCAGCACUUUGAGGGCCUACUGGAGAUUGUUCGUUCCCUUGACACCUUCAGCCUCUCGCAUGAAGCUGCCAUUGGCCUCCUAAAAGGUACAGCACUCGUACUUUGUCGGCUUCCUCUUGAGAAGAUCACUGAAUGUCUCAGUGAGCUCUGUGCUGUGCAAGUCACAGCAUUAAAAAAGCUCCUGGCACAAGGGCCCGGCAGUGAUGUAGCUACAGACCCCACCAUAUGUCUGGAUCGGCUGGCUGUUAUUUUUAGACACACAAAUCCUAUUGUUGAAAACGGACAGACGCAUCCAUGUCAGAAGGUGAUACAUGAAAUCUGGCCUGUCUUAUCUGAAACUUUGAACAAACACCAAGCGGACAAUCGGAUUGUGGAGCGUUGCUGCCGGUGUUUACGAUUUGCUGUACGUUGUGUGGGGAAAGGCUCUGCAGCAUUACUUCAGCCUCUGGUCACUCAGAUGGUGAACGUGUAUCGAGUACACCCACAUUCUUGCUUUCUCUACCUCGGCAGUAUUCUGGUGGAUGAAUAUGGAAUGGAGGAAGGAUGUCGGCAGGGAUUACUAGACAUGGUGCAGGCCUUGUGUAUGCCAACUUUUCAGCUUCUUGAACAACCAAAUGGCCUUCGGGAUCACCCAGACACAGUGGACGAUCUUUUCCGCCUGGCAACCAGGUUUAUUCAACGGAGUCCAACUACACUCCUCCAAAGUCAAAUCAUCAUUCAUAUAUUGAACUGUGCUAUCGCAGCUGUCAUCCUCGACCACCGGGACGCUAACUGCAGUAUCAUGAAAUUCUUGCGGGAUCUUAUCCACACAGGGGUUGCUAAAGAUCACGAGGAUGAUUUUGAACUGCGAGAGGCUUUGAUCAAGCAAGUGCUGGCCCAGCACGGACAGCAACUGGUCAAUCAGCUUCUUCAAGCUGUGUGCUUCUGCCUGCCCCCAUAUACCCUACCAGAUCUAGCGGAGGUUAUGUGGGAAAUAAUGCAGAUUGACAGAGCGACAUUUUGCAGAUGGUUAGAAGCUUCACUCAAGUCAUUACCUAAGGAGACAGCAGGGGGUGCUGUCACGGUUACACACAAGCAGCUGACGGACUUCCAUAAGCAAGUCACGAGUGCUGAUGAAUGCAAAAAGGUUUGCUGGGCUUUGAGAGAUUUCACACGCCUCUUCCGAUAGCUGUGUUCAUAAAUCCAUGACUUGCAUCAGUCUCCCAGAGGACCGUAUCUCAAACAGACAGACUGGAAAUGCAAAUAUUAAGAAACUAUCCGCCAUGGCUGGGUACCAGCAAGAGCAAAUAGGGCAAACAAUUACAAGCAGAGGUCGGUAACCUGCGCGAGAAGUGCCAAACACCCUACUGCAUAACGCCACAUGGCUGGAGCUUCCCUGGCAUUGUGCAUCAGGGCAUGCAAAGGGUUGGGGGAAGUCCAGGAUUUGAUUUCCCCUCCCCAGCUUCAAGAUGGCCUCAACAGAGGAACAACAGCAUGAAUGAACGAUUGCCAAAUCGAUGGGCAGUCGAAAUUCAGUUGCUUUGAGCUUGUAUGUAAAAGGGACAAUCUGGAAUAAACCAGCUUUUAAUCCACCAGAGUUCCUUCAGGGAGGAGGUUUUGUUUUGGUUUUUGUUUGGUGGGGUGGGAAGAGGGCAGGGGAGUUUACUGUGCACAGCACAAGAGACUUUCUUAAUGACUUUUAAAAUGAAAAUCAUCUUUAGUGUUCCUGAUUAACAGACAAAGGACAAUAUGGGCUGUGUAACUCCAGCUGUGAGACAAUUUAAAAAUACUGGGAAGAAUGUUAGUUUUAAAUGAAAACACAAAAUCCAAAAUUCCUAAAGUGGAGUCAUGGAUCUCUGGGAUGUGGAGUUGUGGAUUUGAGCCUAACCUUCAGCAAAAUGUGGGAAGCCAGGUGGGAGUUGGGGAAAGGAGGAUGUGGAGAAGUUUUACCACAAUUACUUUGAAGAUUGCUAACAAGACUGAACAACAGGUCAAGAGAAGCAGGGAGUGAUUACAUGAGUGGGCGCUGUCUGUUUUAUAGCAGAGUCCUGUACUCGGACUGUGCUGUCAGACUGGCUGGGAGGGAUGCAAUCCCAGAGGUGGGUGAAGAUUUGAGCGUGUGCAAAUGCUGUUCCGUCUGGUGUUGUAGCCAUCUCGAGAACAAUAAAAAAAGAAUAAUAAAUCCGUGUGUCUUCUGUUUUACGAUGUAAGUUCAGAAACUCGUGGUUUGUGCAGAAUUAACACCCAAGCAACUCUUUCUGUUGCUUUCUCUUAGACAGCUCAGUCUUAAAUUUUGAAAACUAUGUGCCUUAGCUAAUUGAUACGAUAGUGAGUUUCACACCAUUGUUUGGCUAAAGAAGUUAAUCUUGUCAACAUAACAAGGAGCUUCUGAGCAGAGCAGAGUUGGAAAAUUAAGCAAGUAUUGAGUGGCUUGUAGGAUGAUGAUUGCACCCCUCCACCCCUCUCCAUUCACUUUGAAGAUAGGAUCAUUUUCACCACCUCUCCUAAUAGCUGACUUCUUUGGAAGGGAAAGAAUUGCUGUGGGGGCCUCUGCAAGGGUUUGGUUACAAUUCAAAGUACUUCCUCAGGGUAGUGCGCACACGACACUCACCUGGUCAUGAGAGGUGAGCAGGUGAUUGACUUGGCUGUUCCACAUGCUCAAUCACUCCACUACUUCAAACAAGUUUCAAUUGUUGUAACCAGGCUUAAACUCCAUCUGCCAAAUGUUUUCCCACUCUUAUAAUCUACCUGUAUCCUUUUGCAAGUUUCUUACAUCCUUACAACAGCAAGGACAUGGGCACGUGGCCAAGUGGUUAACGUACUGGACUAGCUACCUGAAGGUCGUGAGUUCGAGCCCCAGCCGAGGGAACGUGUCGUGUCCUUGAGUAAGGCACGUAAUCACACAUUGCUCUGCGACGACACUGUUGCCAAGCUGUAUGGUUCCUAAUGCCCUUCCCUUGGACAACAUCAGUUUCGUGGAGAGGGGAGACUUGCAGUGUGGGUCUUUCAUACAAUCUUGCCCAGGCCUGUGCCCUGGAGAGUGAAGUCUUUCCAGGCGCAGAUCCUUGGUCUCGCAAGACAACAGCAAAGUUGACAACAAAUUAAUGCAACUAAAAUUCGGCAGCUUCUUGAAGAGAUGAAUGAAAAGCUGGUGCAUGAAUUAAUGAUAUAUUUCAAAAUUUCCUACAUUCUUUCAUGGUCGAAGUAGCCUGAAAAGCAGCAGAUAUAAGCAUACUAUUCAAAGAAGGUGGGGGGAGAGAUAAAGAACCUUUCUCCCUACAUCAGUUGUUG